CGUUUUCGUUUUUUCAUUUCAAACGAAAAAACGAACUGCCUGAAAAUACACGAACCGGCUCGUAAGAGCUAUAGGCCUGUAACUUUUUACCUACCUUAUUCUUACUUGGCUUUACUAUCGGAACAACGACUGAAUGUUUCCAACUGCAGGGCAAUUCCCCUUGUUCCCAUACUUUAUUAUAUAACUUUAAAACUACUCCUUUAGCAGCAUCUGAUAACUGUUCAAUCAUCUUAUAGCAUAUGCCAUCUUUCCCUGGAGAUGUAUUCUUGACUCCAAUCAAAGCUCUAUUCAUUUCAAACAAUGUAAAAUCUUUAUCUAAAACACCUCCAUCUAUCUAUUUCCUAUUUAAAAUUUCUUUACUAUCUUCAAUCAUUUUCAAUCUCCAUGAUAAUUCUUCAUGUGAUAAGUUUUAAGAACUAUGCACUUUCACAAUGGACCUACCAAACAUCUCUGCUUUUUCCUUCCGGAGUUUAGCUCAAGGUUGAUCCGAUUUAUGAACGCUACUGUCGGCCAGCGGUUCUCCACCGCUCCCGGCCCAAGCGCUCGAAGGUUCAACAAAUUACCGAACCAAACACUCCUGUCAAACAAAUGUUAAUAAAUGCCUUGAAUUGUGGCCAACUGACUAAUUGUCAGUGCUAAUUUAUACUUUUACAUGAGACACAAUAUCCUCUAUUAAAUUUUAAAGUCAUAUAUAAUAUUUUAAAUAAUUUUAAUAUUAAAUAAUAUAAUGUUUUCUUCAAUAGCUUCCAAGUCAUCUGACCUAUUUACUCAGAAUCACUUUGAAAUCUUUCUAUUAGGCUGUAUAGAUGAGGCACAGUCAUUUGUUUUCCAUUUCAAGUCCUUUUUCUUUUUUUAGGAUUUUUUUUUGUGUCAAAAUUGAGGGCCAUUUACGCAGUUUGUGUAAAUACUCUUCUUCUCGUUAGUCUUCGAGACGUACUUGCACGCUAUCGCGCCCCCUGUGGUCACAGAAAAUGAUGGGUCAAAAAGUUUGGUGUAAGAUCACAGUACAGAAGGAGAUUAAGGGGAAAGAAGGAUAAGGAAGAAGAUUAAUUAUGCCUUUAAUUGGUAAACAUUUUUCGUUUUCUACUAGUUAUAGAAUGUUGUGGGUGGUAGUGAUGGCAGUUACUUUAAAAAAGUAACCUUAAUCAGAUUACUGAUUACUCCUUGAAAAGUAAAUUAGUUACUUAACUGAUUACUUGAUUUGGAAAGUAACUAAGUUAAAUUACAAGUUACUUUAUUAGUUACUUUCAGUAGCUGCUGACAACAACCUUCUGUCACCUCAAUAUAAAAAUUAUAUUGAGCUUUGCCAGUACUGACUUAAUUGUAAGUUAUUUUAUAAUAACUAACAAUGUAUCUCCACUUAUAAGGUUGAACUGAAGGGGAGAGUGUUUGUUUAAUGGAUAGUCCAAAAAAAAGAAAAGACAAGAAAAAAGACUGUAGUGACUUUUGCGUGUUUUGCAUGUGAUGUCAGUAAUUACACUGGUGGGUGGGGGAGCCCAUCUAAAAUGAUUCUAUCCAAGGCCCUGGCAAGAGUACCAGGUGGCCUGAACUCAUCUUCCCAUGAAUUUUCUCCUUGUCCGUAGGCAGGAUCAUUUUCUUAAUCAGAGAGGAAAAUUGCAUGUGAAUGUCUUAUAAAUAUAUUUUAAAGGGGCGUCUCUGUGGAUGAGUCUAGCGUUCCCUCUUGUGUGCUCAGUUCAUGUUAACUGGAAUGUAAAGGUGAAUGUGGUUGGAUUUAUGAUUAUGCACAGUUUCAGACAUCUGGGUUACUUUUUGCCUUCACAUAUUUGUAAACAUACGGUCUUUGUACAUAAGUACAAAGGAGAUUUAUCUGUUUCUACGUUUUUAUGAUCGAAUUCCAAUGCCACAGAUGGCUUCUUACGUCAUCUUGUGUUCGCCGGUGGUAUUGUGUCUGUGGGAGGAGACUAAAACCUCCGUGUCGGAUUCACUAAAAAACAAUGUGUCAUGGCAUGGGUUAGGAGUUUCGACUCUUAGCUGGGUGCUGGUGUGGAGCAGACGCCGCUGGAGACCAACUGACGCCUCAAACCUACAAAGAGACACGAAUAAAGCAGAAGACCAGAGCGCGACGGCCUGCAGCCGGAGGGUUUCAGAAGAUUGCAGUAUAGGUGGGACUUAUUCAGGUGUUGAAGCUAUGGGUCUAUUAUGGAGCCUCCAGCCAGUUCCAGGCAGCAAACCAGGACUCAGGAUGAGGAAGAAGAAUGUCCAGGCCCCCAUGGUGGUCACCAUAUCUGUCUACAGCAGUCACCUGACAGAGGGCUUUGGGGAUCAGGUCCCGCUGGCCGGUGUAGAAGUGGAGCGGUGGUACAUGGCUCCUGGUGUCCAGAGGAUCCCAGUUACAGAGGAUGGACUCACUGCAACCCUCUUCCUGCCUUCAGGUAGGACUAGAACCAGUCUAGAUGGACUAGAAGCAGGAUAGUUGGUAACAAAAGUAUUCACACCUCUUAAAAUUUUUCCUCUUAUUAAUGCAGCCGCAAACCUUGAAGUAUUGAAAUUAAAGUAAAAAUUGAAACUUAGCUCAUAAUGAGAUGGUGGAUGAAAAAGGAAAAAUAGACUUUGAAAUGUUUGUCUGUGCCCUGUUUAUUUAAUAAUGCUAAAUAAAUUUCAGUGCUGUCAGGUGGCUGCAGAAGCCAUUUAAUCACUAAGCAGAGUUCACCUGUGUGUCAUGUAACCAAGAGCCAAGAGCAGAUGUUCCGUUAACAGAACGGAAAUUUUUAUAUUUCAAUGGAAAUAUGCAAUUUCCGUUGAAAUAUAAAAAUUCAACAUUUCUGUCAACAAAGAUUUGCGUCAUAGCCUGUGACACCCCAG
This is a messenger RNA of Poecilia latipinna (sailfin molly), 2823 nucleotides long. RefSeq names its product acyl-coenzyme A thioesterase 6-like. Gene Ontology annotation, biological process: acyl-CoA metabolic process; fatty acid metabolic process. The record is from RefSeq and is a predicted model, not a curated record. Gene Ontology annotation, molecular function: fatty acyl-CoA hydrolase activity. Bases 1859 to 2434 code for a protein of 191 amino acids. The transcript has 3 exons. Lineage: Eukaryota; Metazoa; Chordata; Actinopteri; Cyprinodontiformes; Poeciliidae.